This is a messenger RNA of Trichechus manatus latirostris (Florida manatee), 2713 nucleotides long. Its product is annotated as zinc finger protein 416-like. The record is from RefSeq and is a predicted model, not a curated record. The transcript has 3 exons. NCBI's taxonomy places the organism in Eukaryota, Metazoa, Chordata, Mammalia, Sirenia, Trichechidae. Gene Ontology annotation, biological process: regulation of DNA-templated transcription. The coding region runs from base 233 to 1615 and encodes 460 amino acids.
UAUGUGGUGUGGCGGUAAGAUCACGCCUAAGGAGUGCGGGGUCGGCACACUGGUGAUGUGACCUGGAAGCCGCGCGAGGAGGUGUUAUCCCAACGACACAGAGGCAGGUCUGAGGCUCGGCAGCGGUGCCAUCCGGGAUGACCCGCGCCACGGCCGGCCGACGUAAUGAGCGCCGCGCCCGGAUCCCCGCACGUCGACCGCAGCGCCCGGCCCCGCUCAGCCCAUAGGCUCCAUGGAGACAGCCGCGCUGAGGGACCUGGCUAAGGGCUGUGUCAUCUUUGAGGAUGUGGCCGUUAACUUCUCCCAGGAGGAGUGGGGACUCCUUGAUGAGGCUCAGAGGCUGCUGUACCAAGAUGUGAUGCUGGAGAACUUUGCAAUCAUAGACUCCCUGGGUUGUUGCCAUGAAACAGAGGAGGAGGAGGCGUUUUCUGAGCAGAGUGUUUCUGUAGAAGGAGUAUCACAGGUUAGGACUCCACAGGCAGGUCCAUGCACCCAGAAGACUCACACCUGUGAGAGGUGUGUUUCAGUCUUGAAUGACAUUUUGUAUCUGGCUGAGCACAAAGCAAUAAACACUGGACAGAAUCCCUACUUGGAUAGGGAGUGUGUGAGAGCCUUCUGGCUCAGUACAAAUGUUACCCAGUACCAGAAAAAGCACAGUGGAGAGAAACCUUUCAGACGGGAUGUGGACAGGGCCUUGUUUAUGAAGAGCUACAGAUUCCAAGUAUCAGGGCAGCCCUUCACCCAUGGGGAGGUUGAAACGGACUCCCUGAUCUCGUCUGGACUUCUCCAGCACCAGGCCAUGCCUAACAGUGAGAAGCCACGAAGCAGCACCAAGUGUGGGGAGGCCUUUCACAAUAGACAGAGUCAUUACAAGUGGAGAGAAUACAGGAAAGCUUCAAGCCACAAACAUACGCUUGAUCACCACCAGAGCGACUGCCCUGCAGAAAGGCUGUAUGAGUGUGAUGAAUGUGGGAAGUCCUUUAGCCACCACUCCUCCCUUAGCAGACAUCGGAGAGUUCACACUGUCGAAAGGCCUUUUGAGUGCAGUGAAUGUGGAAAAGCCUUUACCCGCAAAUUUAACCUCACGCAACACCAGAAACGUCAUACAAGAGUAAAGCCUUAUGAGUGCAGUGAAUGUGGGAAGUCCUUUAGCGAAAGCUCCAUUCUCAUUAAACACCGGAGAAUUCACACUGGAGAAAGGCCUUAUGAAUGCACUGAAUGUGGGAAAACCUUUAGGCAACGUUCUGGGCUGACUGACCACCAGAGACUUCACACAGGAGCAAAGCCUUAUCAGUGUGCAGAAUGUGGAAAAUCAUUUAGCCAUAGUUCCAGCCUCUUUCUUCACCAAAGAGUUCACACUGGAGAAAGGCCUUAUGAGUGCAACAUAUGUGGAAAAGCCUACAGCAGAAGCUCCCACCUUAUUGUACACAAAAGAAUUCACACUGGAGAAAGGCCUUAUGAGUGCAGUGAAUGUGGGAAAUUCUUUAGCAGUCGCUCUCAGCUUAAUGUGCACAAGAGAGUUCACACUGGAGAAAGGCCUUGUAAGUGCAGUGAAUGUGGGAAAUCAUUUAGCCAACACUCUGGCCUUACUAAACAUUGGAGAAUUCACACUUGAAUAAGGAUUUCUGGAAAAUCCUGUAGCCAAAACUCCAGCCUGAGUCAAUUCUGAAAAUUUUGCACCAGGGAAAAGUGUCAUGAAAUCAAUGAAUGUCUGAACACCUUUAGCACCAGCAUGUCCAUACAAGAGAAGGGCCUUAGACCUGCAAAGAAUGUGCUGUCUGUUGAAUAAGACUUUCCUAGAGAGGCUUUAAGGAGCCCUGGUGGCACCAUGGUGAAGUGCUUUGCUGCUAACUGAAAACUGGCAGUUUGAAUCCGCCCAGCAGCUCCACAAGAGAAGGACCUAGUGAUCCGCUCCUGUAAAGAUUACAGCCUAGAAAGCCCUUUGGGCCGAUUCUACUCUGUCACAUGGGAUCACUAUGAGCUGGAAUCAACUCAGUGGCAUGUAACAACAACAGGGCAGUUUUAUGAGGGAACCAUCUGCCUAAAUUUGAACCUCAAACUUCCGAAUUCCAGAGUGGCAAAAUUACCGAUGAUUCCAGGGGUUUGUGAAGCUGUCAGGAGCUAUGUUGCUUGCUUUCUUGCCAGAAUGAUGUCACUGCCAGUUUCUGUGAGAGAAGCCGUCUCAUGUAUACCACCUGGGAGGUCCCCACAGUAUUCAUCUGUCAUCCCAACAAGCUCAGGCAAGGCCUGUCUGCUGACUUUCUCCCAUUCCCUGGAGUAAAUCAUGAGUAGUCUGAGAGUUUAGGGGAGCUUCAUUCUGUUCUCUGACUGUUAAGGGUCUAGACUGCAACCAGUUUUGGCAAAGAGGAACUUGUGUUGGUUCUGCUGGCAGCCGGCAGAGAAGGUUUACCUUCUUCAUGACACUGGUCUUGUGAUACUCAUGAUGGAUUUUUCUAGCCUCUCGAGUCAGCCAAUAAUUACCUACCUCACAUUCCUCUAGUUUAUGCAAUAAUAAAGGCCUUAUUGUUUAAGCCAUCAUUCAUCUUUGGGGUGCUGUUCACAGUGUGCAGUUGGUUUAAAACAGAUUUAGGCUGGGGCAAUAGUUAAAUGCUUGGCUGCUAACUGGAAGGUUGGCAGUUUGAACUCACCCAUCCACUCUGCGAGAGAAAGACUCGGCAGUCUGCACCUGUAAAGAUUACUGCCUAGAAAAACC